AUGACAGCAUCCAGCUCCCAGCAAGAGCCGGCCGAAGCAGUCACCACCACCGCUGGCGGCUACACACGCCUGCACAUCACCCCCUUCGACCCCGACCUCCUCCGCAUCAUCCUGCCCUCCGCCAUUCUCCCAACAGCUAAGGACAUCUCGUACCACUCUCUGCAGACCUUUCCCGAGCAGCGCUACGGCUUUGUCAACCUGCCCGCCGCCGACGCCGACAAGAUCAGGAAGAAGCUCAACGGCGCCACUCUACGAGGCGCAAAGGUCCGCAUAGAGCCCGCCCGCCCCGACGACUACAUGGCUCGCUCCUCCGAAAGACUGCAGGACGACCCCGCGCAGGACCGGAAAGAGGAAAGGAAGAAACAUAAGAGGGAAAAGAAACGGAAGCGCGACUACAGUGAGAUCCCGGGCGUCGAGCUUGAGGAAGGCAGAAAGGUCAAGCGGGGAUGGACCGUCUCCGCAGACUCGCACACCAAUAGGAGAGACAGGAAGAAGGAGAAAGACAAGAACAAGGACAAGGGAGAGGAUAAACAGGACAAGGCCAGGAAGAAGGAACUGAAGCGGAGCAAAGAGAUCAAAUCCAGGUACAGCGACGGCCCAGAGUGUCUGGUCAAGACACGACUCCCACCGAACAGAACAAGUCUCGCAGGCACGGCAGAUGACGAAACGGAUGCUAAGAAAAAGCGCAAGAAGUCCAAGGGUGGCAAAGAGGUCCUCGUUCAUGAGUUUGAGAAGACUACGAAGUUUCCCACCUUUUUGAAACAGUCCCAAUCUUCAUCAAGCACCACAGCUCCAACAGAGUUUGUCGAUGGCAAAGGCUGGGUAGAUGCGGAUGGCAACAUUGUCGAGGUCUCACGGAGCACGCGGCCAGCCGUACCUAAUAGAAGUCGGCCAUCUAAGAAGGCAUCACCCGAGCUAGAUGAUGAUGAGACUAGCAGCAGUGGAAGCAGCUCUUCAGACGAUGAAGAGGAGAAUACACAGUCGGAGGAUUCUAGUGUCGAACACCAGGAGGACGAUACCGUGUUUUUGACCAAGGACAGACUUGACACCAUUCCCGAUGCCACCAUGGAUGUUGAUGCUACAAGCCCACAGUCAGAUUUCAAGUCUGACGCUGUAAGGCCAAAGUCAUCAGGCUCAGCAAGGAGCCUAACCAUCAAGAUCCCACCUGCCACACCAGCCGCACAGAAGGUGCACCCCCUCGAAGCCUUAUACAAACGAGCAAAACCCGGUGACGAUGCCACCGCUAUCACCUCAGAUGCACAGCCCUUCAGCUUCUUUGGCGACGAGGAUCAAGAAGAUGAAGAAGACUCGGCUCCCCGCGCCUCACAAAUACCCAUGACGCCCUUCACACAGCAAGAAUUCGAGUGGAGGAAUAUCAGAAGUGCUGCACCGACACCUGACACAGCACAUGCCAACAAGACAUUCAAGUUCUGGUCUGGCGGUGAUGGCGAUGAUAAUGUUGACGAAGAGGAAGAAGAUGACACCAAUGAGUAUCAGCAACGAGCCGCCGAUCUCACAGAAGAAGGUAUCGACACAUUUGAUGACAAUGAUACAGACAAGGUGCCAACAGAUCCUUCAACCAAUUUUCAAAAAUGGUUCUGGGAGCACAGAGGUGACCUGAACCGGUCAUGGAAGAAGCGCAGGAAGAUGGCGGCAAAGGAGAAGAGAUAUAGAGAGAACAGGGCACGCGCAGAUAGGGCUAUCUAA
Phaeoacremonium minimum UCRPA7 is the source of this 1707-nucleotide messenger RNA. Its product is annotated as putative suppressor protein srp40 protein. The record is from RefSeq and is a predicted model, not a curated record. The transcript has a single exon. The coding region runs from base 1 to 1707 and encodes 568 amino acids. NCBI's taxonomy places the organism in Eukaryota, Fungi, Ascomycota, Sordariomycetes, Togniniales, Togniniaceae.